Penicillium samsonianum is the source of this 399-nucleotide messenger RNA. RefSeq lists its product as uncharacterized. Bases 1 to 399 code for a protein of 132 amino acids. The transcript is spliced from 2 exons. The record is from RefSeq and is a predicted model, not a curated record. Lineage: Eukaryota; Fungi; Ascomycota; Eurotiomycetes; Eurotiales; Aspergillaceae.
AUGACUCAAAUUGUCGAUGGAAGGAAGAACUACGAGGUUCGAAAAUACUGCCUCAGACCUAGUGUGAAAAGAAUCUGGUUCUAUCGCACUGCUCCGCACUCUAGCAUCACGCAUGUCUGUGAAAUACUAUCCGCGCGGACGCGGAAUUCCGGCGAUCCUCCACUAGAGGAAAACGGGCUGGGUAGUGCCGAAUUUAACAGUAGACACAAGGACUGGAAUGGCUACGAUUAUGCCUACAAAAUGAUCACUGUCUGCGAGCUCCCGUGCCCGAUCACCUUAAAGGAGAUGAAGGAGAAGCAUGGCUUUAAAUUGGCACCGAGGGGUCUCAUCUAUCUACCCAAGUCGAUUAAUAAUAGUGUCGAUUUGAAGCAACAAAAACUACUGUUGAGCCUACGCUGA